AUGGAUCAAAUUUCGGGCGCACCACCAUUGCUGAAAUGGUCGGACUCAAAGAAGUACACACAAUUACCGUACAAACCAAGCGCGACACCAGAAUUGAUUCCGAAGCGAUUUAAAAUGCCAGACGUGUCAAAAUAUAAUGGGACUUCAGAUACUGAGGAGCACAUCACCGCCUAUCUCUGCCCUGAUGUUAUGAGAGGACCUUUUAGCAUUGAAGAAGAAGAAAGAGAAACAGUAAUCAAAACUUAUCAGGAACUUGGGAAUAGAUGGUCAACCAUUGCAGCAAGAUUGCCAGGAAGAACAGACAACGAAGUUAAAAACUUCUUCCACACACACUUAAAGAAGCAUUUGGGACUGAAAUAUGAUGCCCCGUUGAAGAGUACGAGUAGGGCAAGAGACAAUAAAAGGGUACUGAAGAAAACCAAAGGAAAUGAGAGGACAAACGCCGACAAACGAUCACCUGGUCAUGUUUCUUCAUCAGACAGCAGCAAUAGUAUUACAUUUGAAGCAAAUCAAAUGAUGGAUGCUACUAUGAGUUUAUAUCAAACAGACGGAGCUUGCUACAACGUUGUCGAUCAACCAAAUAUUGAGAUGGAAAUUAGCCCGGUUAUAUUGGAGAGCAACCCAGAAACAACAUCUGGAAUAAAUCUUGGUAUUGCCACGUGUCAACUUUGUCAGUUUGAGUACCCUCACCCGUGUACAAUUUCUGAUACUGCAACUGUUGAUUUCUUCGAUCAGUUUGAUCAUCAGAUCAUCUGGCAACAAUUCCUUGAGCUUGUUGGUGUUUCAGAUUCCAUCUUGGAUGAAUUCUUUGACAGUAGUUUUGUGGCUGCUAUGACCAAGUAUAUGUGA
Molecule: messenger RNA, 849 nt
Organism: Nicotiana tabacum (common tobacco)
Lineage: Eukaryota; Viridiplantae; Streptophyta; Magnoliopsida; Solanales; Solanaceae
Source: RefSeq, a predicted model, not a curated record